Sabethes cyaneus is the source of this 413-nucleotide messenger RNA. Its product is annotated as histone H2A-beta, sperm-like. Gene Ontology annotation, molecular function: protein heterodimerization activity; structural constituent of chromatin; DNA binding. NCBI's taxonomy places the organism in Eukaryota, Metazoa, Arthropoda, Insecta, Diptera, Culicidae. Bases 1 to 375 code for a protein of 124 amino acids. The transcript has a single exon. Gene Ontology annotation, cellular component: nucleosome. The record is from RefSeq and is a predicted model, not a curated record.
AUGUCUGAUCGCGCAAGAGGAGGAAAAGCUAAGGCAAAGGCUAAAUCCCGCUCAAGCCGUGCUGGACUCCAGUUUCCGGUAGGCCGCAUUCAUCGUCUGCUGAGGAAGGGAAACUAUGCGGAACGUAUCGGGGCCGGCGCUCCCGUCUAUCUGGCAGCUGUGAUCGAAUACUUGGCGGCUGAAGUGCUGGAAUUGUCUGGUAAUGCUGCUCGUGACAACAAGAAGACCAGAAUCAUUCCGCGUCACCUCCAGCUAGCCAUCCGCAACGACGAGGAAUUGAACAAGCUGCUCUCCAGAGUCACGAUUGCUCAGGGCGGCGUUCUUCCUAAUAUUAGUUUCGUACACUUGCACAAAUACCCGGAAAAAAAUAAUUAGUUUUAAUUCUAUGUACAGAAAGAUGAUAGUAAAGUGAU